Molecule: messenger RNA, 676 nt
Organism: Sesamum indicum (sesame)
Lineage: Eukaryota; Viridiplantae; Streptophyta; Magnoliopsida; Lamiales; Pedaliaceae
Source: RefSeq, a predicted model, not a curated record
UAUCCAAUGCGCUUUCGUGCAAGUCCUCCAUGGAAUCAAACAAAGUUAAUGGAGGGUCCAUAAUCUUUGUACAUGGAAGUCCUCCAUUCUGGAGAAACACGCUUUCCGCUUAGGGUGGUCUUGGUUUCCUUUAUAUAUCAGCAAAAUACAUCACUCUCAAGGCAUAACAGUUCCCAUCUUGAACAGAAGCACAAGGACAAAACACACACACAAAAACACAUAUUAUUACAGAUAUUUUUUUACUUGAGAAAAUGAAGGUAAAAAGUUGUUGAUUGAUGUCGAUUUAGCGUUUUCCACGAUUUUGUUAUGGACUUGGUAAUAAUCAAUGAAACCAUCAUUGCAGCAAAAGAUUGUGAUCAAGCUCGGAAAUGGCGACAAUCAAUACUCCAGUAAAGCUAUGAAGAUUGCAGCUGGUGUAUCUGGCGUGGAAUCUAUGACAUUGCUUGGGGAAAACAAGGAUCGGAUAAUGGUCAUAGGUGCUAGCAUAGAUGCAGUUAGCUUGACAAAGUGUAUGAGGAAAAAACUGGGAUCAGCUGAACUCAUAAGCUUGGUUCCCAUAGGAGACAAUGAAAAAGAGGAAGAGAAGAUAGAAGCCAUAAUCCAGUACCCGAAAAGGCCAACUUAUCAAUAUCCUUUGUGGCACUACUACUGAUGUGAUCUCUAUCUAUUGGGAGAA